AUGGCUUUCCUCCUGAAUUCUGUAGCUAACCAAAGAGCUACUCGCCUUGUUUGUGUAUGGAACUUGUGUGGAGCUCUCGUUGGCCAGCUGGGUGGUGUUCCUAUCCUGCUGUCAUCUGAAUUAACCACAUGCCCCAUUUUUGCUUUUUCCUUCAGGAAUUUUAUCGUUACUGGCUUACAGGAUAUUGAUAAGUGCAGGCAGCAGCUUCAUGACAUCACUGUGCCUUUAGAAGUUUUUGAAUAUAUAGAUCAAGGACGAAACCCCCAGCUCUACACCAAAGAGUGCCUGGAGAGGGCUCUGGCCAAAAAUGAACAAGUCAAAGGCAAGAUCGACACAAUGAAGAAAUUUAAAAGUCUGUUGAUUCAAGAACUUUCUAAAGUAUUUCCUGAAGACAUGGCUAAGUAUCGAAGCAUCCGAGGGGAGGACCACCCCCCUUCCUAACUUCAUCGUCCUGCUGCCCGAAAACCCUCCUGCUCUAGUGUGAGUCGCCGUGACCUUCAGGCAGGCUGUGACUGACAGUGGCACCAACGUCCUCCAGCCGCCCUGUCCUUGUUCUUGGCCUUGGGGGACGGUGGGGCGGGGCCUGGAGGGCUUGCAGAGCUGUGCCCGGCUGCCCCUCUGUCCCUGAUGUGCGUCUGUUCCGUUCGCAAGUUCUCCAGUGGCCGAGAGCACACGUCUUUGAGUGCGAUUCAUUUGAUUCUCUCUGGCGGAGUAGUCUUGGGAAUAUUAACUAUGCUAGGUAGAUUCAGUUUUUAAAAAUUCCUAAAGGUUUUGUUUUUAUGUACUGUUUCUUUUCCGUUUUAUUAUGGUGUCAAAAAAAGCUAAAAAAAGGAAAAAAUUGGCUUCAUCUGAGAAGUGCUUUAAGUUGGUGUUUUAUGUUUUCAAGUAUCGUGCAUAAAGAAUGGGUUCAAUGUAACUGUUUACACAGAUUUCAAUUAGACAUAAGCGUAUAAUAAAGCCUUUAAGUAUUUAUAUGA
Molecule: messenger RNA, 977 nt
Organism: Ailuropoda melanoleuca (giant panda)
Lineage: Eukaryota; Metazoa; Chordata; Mammalia; Carnivora; Ursidae
Gene: MED10
Product: mediator complex subunit 10
Exons: 4
Coding region: 1-441 (146 amino acids)
Biological process (GO): regulation of transcription by RNA polymerase II
Cellular component (GO): mediator complex
Molecular function (GO): transcription coregulator activity
Source: RefSeq, a predicted model, not a curated record